Messenger RNA from Aspergillus saccharolyticus JOP 1030-1, 3957 nucleotides. RefSeq names its product 6PF2K-domain-containing protein. The coding region runs from base 1 to 3957 and encodes 1318 amino acids. The transcript is spliced from 13 exons. Lineage: Eukaryota; Fungi; Ascomycota; Eurotiomycetes; Eurotiales; Aspergillaceae. The record is from RefSeq and is a predicted model, not a curated record. Gene Ontology annotation, cellular component: elongator holoenzyme complex. Gene Ontology annotation, biological process: fructose metabolic process; tRNA wobble uridine modification; fructose 2,6-bisphosphate metabolic process. Gene Ontology annotation, molecular function: 6-phosphofructo-2-kinase activity; protein binding; ATP binding.
AUGGACACAUUACUAACCGCUGAUAUCGUCGCCAAUUCACCGCGUUUCCGACGGAAGUCUUCCACCUUCGUCGAUGCGAUCCAUGACUUACCCGAGAAGGCCGAUCUGGCUCCAGCUCAGCUUUACAGUACUGAGUCAGGACGACUUUUCCAUUCCGGCCGGAUCGUCAUAAUCACCGUGGGAUUGCCUGCGCGAGGUAAAACGUUCGUUAUACCUAAGCCCCUUGUAUAUUAUCUUAGGUUAGGUGUGAAAACGAGGAUAUUCCACUUGGGUGAUUAUAGACGUGCAACCAUUCCUUAUGGCCAAGAUAUUCCAGACGACUAUUUCUUUGUGAACGCAUCCGCUUCAUCGGUUCUUUUGAGACAGAAGAUCGUGAAAAGGUGCCGGGAAGAUAUCUACCAGUUCUUGAACCAUGAGAAUGGACAAAUAGCGAUAUAUGACGCUGUGAAUCCUCUGGCAUCCGGUCGACGGUCACUUGCAAAGGAAUUUGCCAAGCAUGACAUCGAGACGCUGUUCAUCGAGUCGUGGUGCGACGAUGAACGCAUUAUCGAAGAGAAUGUCCGACGAGUCAAGAUAUCCUCACCUGAUUACGUAGGCUGGAGCUCGGAAGAUGCAGUGAAACAUUACUUGACCAGGAUAGCCGCUCGUAUUCCACAAUUCCAAACAAUGGAAGAGACCGAUUUGAACUACAUCAAGAUGAUGAAUGCUGGGGAAAGAUUAAUUGUGAACAAUCGAAGCUUCGGCUACCUUUCUAACAGAAUAGUCUUCUACCUCCUCAAUCUCCACAUCAAAUCCAGACACACGUACUUUGCACGGGCUGGCGUGUCACUAGAAGCGAAUUCUUAUAAAGCAGACGCUUCGCUGUCCGAGCAAGGGGAAGACUACGCGAAAAAGAUGACGGAGUCUUUGUUGAGGCAUAGGGAAUCGGAAAGACAAGCCAUGGUCGACGAGGGAGAAUUGGAUUAUGAAUUGAAACCACUAACUGUAUGGACCUCAACUCGAAGGAGAACGGUUGAGACAGCCAAGUACCUCUAUGAAAAAGGAUACAAAGUGCGACAGAGAUCUCAGAUGAGUCAAUUGAAUCCUGGAGUUUGCGAGAAGAUGUCAGAGGCGAAAAUUCGCGAGGAGUAUCCUGAAGAGGUUGCGAAACACGAACUGGACCCUUACCACCACCGGUAUCCGCGAGCAGAGUCUUACCAUGACCUUGCGGUUCGACUCGAACCUAUCAUCUUAGAGCUUGAGCGUGAACAGAAUGAUCUUCUGAUUAUUGCACAUGAGAGCGUACUGAGAGUCUUAUAUGGCUAUUUGAUGGCCUGUAAUGCUGCUGAUAUUCCAUUCUUGGACUUCCCUCGCGACGAGAUCCUCGAAAUCAUACCGGAGAGCUAUCAAAACGAAGCACGCAGAAUUCAUAUCUCCGGUCUUCCCAAAGAAAUCGUCCCCGGUUCGCCCCAGGACAUCAAGAUCCCUGUCCCACCGAGCGGAGUGACGACGCCUUUGGCUGGUGAGCUUGGCAGCCCGCGUGAAGGUCUAUCUACUCCGCAGAGCGGCCUUCGAACUCCGCGCGAACCCGAACGAAUCUCGCAGCAGCAUUACAUCAGCGUCGGGGGAAAUAGGCAUCCCGCCGCCGCCGACUGGGAUGUCCAUACCGGUGUGCUUGCCUUCGGUGCUGAUAAUAAUGUAGCCUUAUGGAACCCCACUGAUAACACGCAGCGCGGCGUCUAUUCACUCCUUGUCGGACAUACCGACAAGGUUAGCGCAGUUCGAUUCUAUACCUGCCCUACCACAGAUACUAAAUACCUCUUGACCGGCUCGGUUGACCAUACAGUCCGUCUAUGGCGAGCGGACUCGGUCAACUUGCAUAAUUUCACCCACGUGUACACUCAGGAAGGACAUACUGGCUCAGUCAACACGAUAGCCGUGGCUGACGGGCAGAAUAUCGUGGCAACGGGAGCCUCUGAUGGGACUGUCAACAUAUGGAAAAUUCACACCCUGGGUGAUGUAAAGGGCGAGCUGCUCAAGUCAAUAUCUGUGAAACCGAGUUUCUUCCCACUGGCUUUGGCUUUAACCUCUCUUCCAUCAAAGUCGAAUAACAGACCUGUCGCACUGGCAGUUGCCGGUACGACCAACUACAUACAGAUUUACGUGGCGGAGAACACGCUUACAGUCGAUUUCAAGCUCUCAGUUGUAUUGUCUGGACACGAUGCCUGGGUGCGUUCCUUGAACUUCACGUCAGAUAAGCAGAGCACAUCUGGUGAUCUUCUCCUGGCUUCCGCGAGUCAAGAUAAAUAUGUCCGGCUAUGGAGAUUGCAGCGUGGGGAAGCGGAAUCCUCUGUUCCAGGCGAUGACAUUGACGCCUUUUCGGGUGGCUUUGAGCCAAGUCUUUCGAACAAAGCCCACCAAUUUGAGGUAUUGGGGACCCAAUUCUCCGUCACCUUCGAAGCACUACUUUUUGGAAACGAAGACUGGAUCUACACCGCCGCUUGGAAUCCCAAUCCAAAACGCCAGCAGCUCCUUACUUCUUCUGCUGAUAAUACUCUAACUAUAUGGGAGCAAGACCCUGUUUCUGGGGUGUGGCUUUCCGCCGAGAGGAUGGGAGAAAUCAGCGUCCAGAAAGGCUCAACAACCGCUACUGGCAGUACUGGUGGGUUUUGGACUGGUCUCUGGUCUCCAAAUGGCACACAGGUUGUCAGCCUAGGUCGUACUGGCAGCUGGCGAGCAUGGAAAUACAACGCCGAGACUGAUCUGUGGGUGCAGUCUCUUGGCAUUUCUGGACAUAUACGGUCAGCUACCGGCGUACAAUGGGAGCCUUCUGGAGCAUAUCUCCUGUCGACCAGUGCCGACCAGACCACCCGUCUGCAUGCCAAAUGGGUACGUGAGGGACUUGAGUCUUGGCAUGAAAUCUCUCGCCCACAAAUACAUGGUUACGACUUGAACUGCGUCGAUACUCUUGGAGCGGCUAGAUUUGUCUCGGGCGCUGAUGAGAAACUUCUGCGCGUCUUCAACGAACCUCGACCGAUUGCGCAAUUACUGGAGAAGCUGUCCGGCUUCAAACAAUCUUCCGAGGAUCAACUACCUGAUACAGCCGAGAUCCCCGUGCUAGGCUUAUCAAACCAAGCUCCGGCUGACGAUGCCCCCCCAGGAGGCGAAGAGGAAGCAGAUGGCGCAUGUGCAGAUAAAUCACAGGCCCUUUCAACGACAGUAUUAGAACUAAAUCAACCACCUUUUGAAGAACAAUUGGCCCGCCACACCCUAUGGCCAGAGCAUGAGAAGUUAUACGGACAUGGUUACGAAAUAUCAGCCGUGGCUGUUAGUCACGACCGCACACUUGUUGCCACAGCCUGCAAAGCGAGCUCAAUUGACCAUGCGGUGAUUCGCUUGUACGAUACUUCUGACUGGCAUGAGAUUCGGCCAUCUCUUGCGGCUCAUACCUUGACGAUUACAAGUCUAUGCUUCUCUAGCGAUGACCAGCAUCUUCUUAGCGUUGGCCGCGACAGACAAUGGGCUGUUUACAAGCGCAGCGAGCAAGACCAGUCAAAGUUUUCAUUGCUGACGAACAAUCCCAAGGGCCAUUCUCGAAUGAUUCUGGACGCCGCAUGGGCUCCGUAUUCAUUAAUGCCUAUAUUUGCCACUGCUGGCCGUGACAGGUCAGUGAAGAUCUGGCAAAUGAUAGGCGGUACCUGCGAGUGCAAAUCAACGAUACCUCUAAAAACUCCUGUAACCGCCAUCUCAUUUCUUGCCAGUAUACACAAGGAUUCCUUCAUUCUUGCCGCAGGCGAAGAAAGCGGGGAGCUGUCUAUUCAUAAGAUUGCCAUUGGCAAUCUGCAAGUCAACCACUUGGCCAUAACUCAACUUUCAUGGCAACCGGAUAAGAAAGAAGCGACGUCGCGUUUUGUGCUUGCUGUAGCGAGCGAAGAUACGUCCACACGUUUAGUCAGCUUUUCGGACUUGGUUUUAUGA